This is a messenger RNA of Polistes canadensis, 2470 nucleotides long. RefSeq names its product 4-hydroxybutyrate coenzyme A transferase-like. Gene Ontology annotation, cellular component: mitochondrion. NCBI's taxonomy places the organism in Eukaryota, Metazoa, Arthropoda, Insecta, Hymenoptera, Vespidae. The coding region runs from base 392 to 1843 and encodes 483 amino acids. The transcript has 6 exons. Gene Ontology annotation, biological process: acetate metabolic process. Gene Ontology annotation, molecular function: acetate CoA-transferase activity. The record is from RefSeq and is a predicted model, not a curated record.
CUGUAAGAGAGAGAGUAGAGACGGGAGUAUGUGCAUAGAUAUGGUCUUGAACAGUUUUUUAUAACAAUACAUAUCAACGAGUAAGAUACGAGCAUAUUUAUUAGACAGACAACUUCGUGACGUGAUAAAACGAUAGUGACGGAGCUUACUAGUUCUAUCUCGUUUAAUAAUUGUCCUUCUUUUACAUUAAAAUAGUUAAAUUUUCGUAAUACUUUAUUGACAGGCUUUUAGUCACUGACAUCUGUCGCAUACACACGUACAUAUAUACAUUCAGAAAAAUAAUUAUUUGUGUCUACAAACAUACAGAAUAUUAUAUAUGUACAUAUUGUUUUGAUUAUUAUUAGAAAAUAAAUUGUGUCGAAUUAACGAGGACUAAAUUGAAUCAAACACAAUGGCAGCAAUCAAACGUUUAACCGGUUUGACCAAAGCCCUAACUUCUAUGACUACAUCUACAACAAGAAUUUCUUGUUUACCAGCUAUAAAAAAAAACUAUUUUACCUAUGUAAAUGAACCGUCAAUGCCAAUACCAGGAAAGGAACCCUGUUGGCUCAAAACUGCUGAUGAAGCUAUUGAGCAAGCCAAUCUUGAUUCAGAUCAAAUAGUAUUUACCCAAGGAGCAGCAGCUACACCGAUUGAAUUACUGAGAGCAAUGACUGAUUAUGGAGUUCGAUGUGACGUGAGAAAUGUACGUUUAUAUCACAUGCAUCUAGAAGGACCUGCACCAUUUGCUUUACCAGAGAACGCAAAGCAUUUUAGAUCAGUGAGUUUAUUCAUUGGUGGCAAUGUAAGGAAGGCAGUUAAUCAGGGUAAUGCAGAUUGUAUUCCCAUAUGUCUACAUGAAAUUCCAAAGUUAUUUAAACGGGGCUAUAUAAAACCCGAUAUUGCUUUAAUUCAUGUUAGUCCACCUGAUUCUCAUGGUUAUUGUUCGCUUGGAACUAGUGUAGACUGUGUACGGUCUGCCAUGAGUAAUUCUAAACAAAUCAUAGCAUUAGUAAAUAAACAUAUGCCAAGAACAUUUGGAGAUGGAAUAAUUCACAUCAGUCAUAUAGAUUUUGCCGUUCAGCACGAUGUCCCGUUACCAACGCAUCCUGUGAAUAAGCGUUCGAAGGAAGAAGAUCAAAUUGGGAAAAAUAUAGCUGAAAAUUUAGUCGUAGACGGUGCUACAUUACAAAUGGGUAUUGGUAGCAUUCCAGACGCAGUGCUAUCAAAUUUAACUAAUCAUAAAGAUUUAGGUAUUCAUAGUGAAAUGUUCAGCGACGGUGUUUUGGCACUUGUUAACAAAGGAUGUAUAACGAAUAAUCAAAAGAGUAUGCAUAAGGGUCGUAUCGUAGGAUCAUUUUGUAUCGGUACUGAAGAAUUGUAUAAAUUUAUGCACGAUAAUCCUUUUAUAGAAAUGUUAAUGGUAGAUUAUGUCAACGAUCCUAAAGUAAUUUCUAGACAACCUAAAAUGACGGCGAUUAAUUCUUGCAUAGAAGUUGAUAUUACUGGUCAAAUUUGUUCCGAUAGUAUUGGAACUAGAAUGUAUUCAGGUUUCGGUGGUCAAUUAGAUUUUAUUAGUGGAGCAGCAAUGUCAGACGAUGGUUGUGGGAAACCGAUCAUAGCUUUACAAUCACUAACUAAAAAAGGUGAAAGCAAAAUUCUGCCAAUAUUAAAAUCAGGUGCUGGCGUUGUUACUAACAGAGCGAUUGUUCGUUACGUCGUGACCGAGCAAGGAAUUGCAUAUUUAUUCGGCAAAAGCUUACAACAAAGAGCAUACGAAUUAAUUAAAAUUGCUCAUCCUAAUCACAGAGAAGCAUUAGAGAAAGCUGCUUUUGAACGUUUAAAAGUAAUGCCGGCGCCAUAAAUUAAGCAACAAUUUACAUGGAAAAUUAACAUAUAUAUAUAUAUAUAUGCAUACUUAUAGUAUAAUUUACCAACAUUUAUUGUCUCUAGAUUCUUUUUUUUUCUUUCCAAUAUUUUUUUAUUGAAUAGAGAUAAAUAUUAUAAGAGUAUUUAUAAUGAAAAAAGUGUACAGCUUUAUAUAAUCCGCAUUAAAUUCUAAUGUGAUUCGUAAAACAUUGUUUAGGCAUUUUUGUUAUAUGUUAAUCGUUCGAGUGCCAGGAAUCUUUAAAAAAAAUCGUGUCGACGAAUGCCAAGCAAUCACUAUGUUUGAGUAACGUGGCACUUGUUGGCAAGAAAUCUGAACAGCGCUCUCACGCUACUUGAGACUCAAACGUUUAAAUGUUAAACAAUUAUUCUAAAAUAUCUACACACACACAGACAAUACUAAAUUUUAAAACAAUAAUUAUAAUAAGCAAUUCUAACAACUCAAAUUAUAGGCAUUUGUAUGAAAGCACGUUAGAAAAAAUAAUUUACAUGUAAACCAUUUUUUAUAUACAAUUUUUAGAUAUUCAUUUACAUGUACUAAUUGUAACAAAUGGACAAGUUCAUUGUAUUCGAAAAGAAAGAAAACAAAAAAAAAUACAUAAAA